Molecule: messenger RNA, 743 nt
Organism: Guyanagaster necrorhizus
Lineage: Eukaryota; Fungi; Basidiomycota; Agaricomycetes; Agaricales; Physalacriaceae
Exons: 6
Source: RefSeq, a predicted model, not a curated record
CUUACCAACAAGGUCAGACCCGACGUAGUAUCGCAAAAUGGCAUAGCAAAUAUCUAUUCCAGUCGCGUGCCCCGUUCUCUGUAGCUACCAAUGUCUCGCGUGAAGGACAUUUAGCAUAUUUCUGUGAAGGGUUUUUUUGGAGGAUCUUUGCUUGGUCGUGAAUUCUGGAGGAACGUUCGAGGGGGCGGCGAUUCGGGUGCUCGAGCGUUCCGAUCGCAUUGUAUGAAGCACCUGGUGUCACAGACUUCAAUAGCUCAGGGCUAUUCUUCGAGCACUGAUCUUGAAAUCCUUUACGAGAAAAUAAGGAAUGCGCUUAGGACAACAAGCGCAGGUCGACUUGCCACAUACGGUGUUACCCUUGUGGGUUGGCCAUCUACUAUACCGAUGGUUAAUCCCUCCAACCUGAAGGCCGGCCAGAGCAGGGAGCUGACGCUUCUCGAAAACGGGACUAUGAAACUUGUAUGGAUAUACAUUUCUCGAGAGCAAGAUGGGGUGCAGCCAUCGACGUCUAGUACGGAGGAUGACCCCGACUCGUUUUCGUGGGCUCUCCAGUUCGAUGACACUCUGUCGGAGAUGUCUGGACGUUCACGAUCUCCGGUUGUUUCAGGACCGAGAAAACGACCAAAGUUAUUAGAACAUGCGAUGGAACCGGACUCGAGUUAAAUAACACGCUGCAUUCCUUGCCUGCUAUUAGAUUAGUUAUCGCGUAGUAAUGACCAGAAAAAGGCUAGUGGAGGCCAGUC